GUGUAUUCAAUAUAGAAAAAAGUAACAAACUUGUCUUUGAAUUUUAUUGACAUUCUGUUUCUUUGGCAGCUGUCAGUGGCAAUAACAAAAAUGGCGCAGGUACCAUUGUAUGGCGUAAAAACACACGCUCAAAAGGUUUGCUCCCUUUAUAAAAGAGCUUUACGUAACUUAGAAGCGUAUUACGAUAGACGCAAUGUAUACCGUUACCAAGCAGUGUUACUGCGGGACAGGUUUGACAAGAAUGCAAAGAUCACCGACAUGAGGAAAGCCGUGGAGCUGCUGAAGGAGGAGGAGGAAGAAUUGUUCUUAACUCAACAUCCUCUGCCAAAACUUUUCGCAACCAGCCAAGGAGGUGUGGCUCACCAGCGUGUAGUAACUCCCCCUGACUGGGUGAUCGACUACUGGCACCCAUUAGAGAAGGCCCAUUACCCCGAGUACUUCAAACGUCGUGAACAACGCAAGAAGGAGUUCAUUGCAAUGUGGGAGAAGGAAUAUGGCACCGCUGAGAAGAAAGAAGAGAAACAUUGAUAUAUUGUUGUAUAGUUAUGUAAUAUAGUGAAUUGCGUUUAUUUCGAA
Spodoptera littoralis (African cotton leafworm) is the source of this 576-nucleotide messenger RNA. NCBI's taxonomy places the organism in Eukaryota, Metazoa, Arthropoda, Insecta, Lepidoptera, Noctuidae. The record is from the annotation of a GenBank genome assembly.